CCCCCACCCCGUCCCAGGCCCGCCCCAGGCCGCGCGCUGGCGCCGCUCUAGGAAAUGACCUAAGCUGAGGCGAGGCGCGACUGGUCGCACCAGCUACGCCGUGGACGCGGGGCGCGCGCACCAUGCCCGCCGAACGGCCUCCGGGCACGCGGGCGCAGUGCCGACCCGGCAGGUGCUGUCACUAGUCCCACCUCAGUAAAGAGCUGCUGGGGCUGGAUGGUCAUGGGGGAGCCUGGUAGAGAGGAGUAUAAAAUCCAAUCUUUUGAUGCAGAGACCCAGCAGCUGCUGAAGACAGCACUCAAAGAUCCAGGUGCCGUGAACUUGGAGAAAGUGGCCGAUGUGAUUGUGGAUCAUUCUCUGCAGGACUGUGUGUUCAGCAAGGAAGCAGGACGCAUGUGCUACGCCAUCAUCCAGGCAGAGAGCAAGCAGGCAGGCCAGAGUGUCUUCCGGCGUGGACUCCUCAACCGGCUGCAGCAGGAGUAUCAAGCUCGGGAGCAGCUGCGAGCCCGCUCCCUGCAGGGCUGGGUCUGCUAUGUCACCUUUAUCUGCAACAUCUUUGACUACUUGAGGGUGAACAACAUGCCCAUGAUGGCCCUGGUGAACCCCGUCUAUGACUGCCUCUUCCGGCUGGCCCAGCCGGACAGUCUGAGCAAGGAGGAGGAGGUGGAUUGCCUGGUGCUACAGCUGCACCGCGUUGGGGAGCAGCUGGAGAGGAUGAACAGGCAGCGCAUGGAUGAGCUCUUUGUCCUGAUCCGGGAUGGCUUCCUGCUCCCAGUGGGUCUCAGCUCCCUGGCCCAGCUGCUGCUGCUGGAGAUCAUUGAAUUCCGGGCAGCCGGCUGGCAGACGACCCCCGCUGCCCACAAGUAUUACUACAGCGAAGUCUCUGACUAGGCCUCCAGAUUGGACCUCUUCCCCACCUCCCAACCCAGGGGUGCAGUCUGCGCCUCUCCCAGAGACUUUCCCUUCCAGACUUCCAACAGCUCCCGAGACAUUUCCCACUCAUGCGGCAGUCCAGCCAUGAGCAUCUUCCCUCCUCCUUUAGGGAUUGGGGAAGACACCACAAAGACCACAACCCCCCGCCCCCCACAGUCCGGCCACACUAUCACUUUCCACCUGGGCCUGACAGAAGGGCAACUCCUAA
Molecule: messenger RNA, 1141 nt
Organism: Rhinolophus ferrumequinum (greater horseshoe bat)
Lineage: Eukaryota; Metazoa; Chordata; Mammalia; Chiroptera; Rhinolophidae
Gene: MIF4GD
Product: MIF4G domain containing
Exons: 6
Coding region: 217-891 (224 amino acids)
Biological process (GO): regulation of translational initiation
Cellular component (GO): cytosol
Molecular function (GO): translation activator activity; protein binding; RNA binding
Source: RefSeq, a predicted model, not a curated record